Molecule: messenger RNA, 2943 nt
Organism: Eurypyga helias (sunbittern)
Lineage: Eukaryota; Metazoa; Chordata; Aves; Eurypygiformes; Eurypygidae
Product: microtubule-associated tumor suppressor 1 homolog
Exons: 7
Coding region: 1-2943 (980 amino acids)
Cellular component (GO): nucleus; cytoplasm
Molecular function (GO): microtubule binding
Source: RefSeq, a predicted model, not a curated record
AUGAAUGUUGGAAAGUCGGAUGACAAAGCAAAGAAUGGCUUGAAGUCUUCCUUACUUAAAAGGGAUGAAAAUGGAAAUAACUAUGCAUGUGACAGAGCUAUGCCUUCCUUAGAGAACUCUGCCACCAAGAUACGCAGCAAUUCAACUGACCAAAAUACAGUGACUGAGCGUGAAGAUGAUACUGUUCUUGAAAAUAAGAGUGACUUCAGAAGUGUUCUUUUAAAACAGCAGUGUGUUGAAGCACUUUGUCUGCAGAAGACGCCUGGUAAAUACAACUGCCCAGGAGCUCCGUUGGGAGAUGGAGAUGCUGCAUGCAAGUCUGUGACUGGGCAGACUUGUGUGUGUCCUUUGAACUGUGACUUGAAAGAAACAACAAACUUAGUGAAGGGUAACAUUGCUAUGGCAAAAAUGCAGACUCGGAGUACCAAACAAACUGUGCCUUACAGUCAGACUGACUCUAAGUGUGUCUUACCUCUUCCUGCUACAGGGCAGAACACGCGGUCCCUGAUAAAGGACAGGGCACAAAGCCACCUGAGCAUGUUGGAUGUUACUAAUGUUAUAGGUGAAACUCUGGGAUCUGAUCACAGUGAAGACAUGCAGCUGAGGCAACCACUAAUCUCUUCAGAAGUAUGUAGGAGAGAGAAAUUUGAUGGAACCAGCUCAGAAACACCUUACUUCUCCUCUAUGACAGUGGCUUCAGAAAGCGGAGAUGCCUAUUCAGAACUUGAAGUAUCUUAUCCUGUCUCUGCAGGUGUUCAACACUAUCUAAAAAACACUAACAAGACUGAUGAAGAAUCACGGAAAAGAGAAGCAGAGUCUGUUAAACUAGCUGUUGGGUGUAUAAAUCCUUAUAGGCGAGAUACCUUAUCGCCAUGCAUUAAUAUUAACGAAGAUGACCAAGUGAAAUCCUUGCAGGAUACCCCUGAUCAUGAUGAAGCUGGGAAUUCUAAUGCUGAAACAUGCAUGGAUGAUGUAAAUGCACAUGAUGUAAAUGAUGUGCACCUUCACCCAGUAGAUAAAAUGGACGUAGAACAAGUAUCAAAGAAAACUGGUGAACCUCUAACCAAAGAACAGAGUAUCUCUGGAAAUGCUGCUCUUCAGGAUACGCACAACACCGCUUUCUCUUGCAGUGUACCAAAAUUGAAGAGGCCUGUUAUACCUGAUCUGAAAUGCGAAACAACUUUUGUGGUCUUCAGUCCUAUGGCUGAUGGAAGUGAUCCUACUCUGUGUACUUCAACCCCUAAGGAACAGUCAGAAAAUACAACUUUUUCUGUUUCAGCUUUGGCAGAACUUGAAGACAAGUCUCCUAAACUAAGACCAAACAAGGCAUUUGUAGGAGGACAUAAUAGAAGGCCUUUGCUUAAAGCUAGUUCGGGUCAAACUGCAGGAAAACCAGUGGGCAGGUGUCCUGUUAUGUCAACAAUAACCAAAGCGAAGAAAUCGGAGAUAGUUAGUUUUCCCAAACCUAAUUUCAAAAACGUUAAACCAAAGGUUAUGUCUAGGCCUGUGUUACAGUCACGAGCCAGUGCAGCACUAAAACAGUCGCCUCAGUCCCCCCAACUCUCAGCUGUCUCCUCAUCUUCACUGGUUGCUUCCCCGAGGCAGUUGCCCCCCUCUAUGAAAGUGCUGAAAAAAAAAAUAGAUCUAGCUAAAGAUACUAAAGUGGAAUUGCCUGUGAAUAAGCCCCAUAAGCUACAUCUUAACAAACACCUCUUCACUAGCCAAGUCAUACAUGCCACGACACAUCCCAAAAACGCUUCCCACAAGGCUUCAAAGACACCUGUGUUAAAGCAGAAUCCGGAAGACAUUGGCAAAGCGAGCUCUGCCCCUUUGUCAUACUCCUCGGUUUCUGCUGAACUUCUAAUGCAUGUAGAGAACUCAAAAGAGAUGCUGGAUGAUAAUAUGGAAAGUUCGGACUCUUUAAUGCAGCCCAGUGCUCAAAACACCUACCUGGCCGGAGGUGAAAACGAGCAAAGCAGCAACACGGGCACUCUUCUGGGAGCAGCCUUGUUAAAAGAUGCGGCAAAUGAAACGUUUGACGUGCUUUCUGUUCCUUUGAUGCCUGCUGUGAAAGAUGGGACAGCACAAGGGAAAAACAUAGCGAAGAAAGGCCCAGUCACGCCACGAAGUGUAUCAGCUCCCAAAAUUAAAACGGUGCCAUCUGUGUUGCCCUUGAAGAGAGGAUGUGACGAUAAAACUGUCUGUGCAAUUAAAGCGCCUUCCCCCAAAGGAGCCGUUCUGUCAUCAUGCUCUGGUAUAGGAUCAUUGGCAAGAGAGAAGCAUGCAUCCGUGAAAAGUUCUCCAGGCUCGUGGGCUAGCUCCGGUAAACGGCUUGCCAAAUGCAAAGUGCCUGUCAAAAGCUCAGCGCCUGAGAGAUCACCCAGCCUCUCGUCAGUCAGCAGCACUCAGAGCGAGCGAAGUCUGUUCAGCAGUAACUCUGCAAGUGCCACAGUGUUCAAGAAUGGAGAAUGGCCUUCAAAACCAGCCUGCCAGAAUGGUACUUCGGGAUCUGUCCCUUUGAAAGCAGUACCAAGACCUAGGUUACACUCGUUGAAGACAACUCCAAAAGGUAUGGGAGCCAGGCCUACUCCACUGAGCCAGUGCAUACCAAAAUCAUGUGGGCCACUGCACUCGGCAAGGAAACUCAGUGAGGCCAGAGGUACUCCUGGAAGAAAUGGACACCAAGGCCUAUCUUGUGUGGGUUCUGUUGACAAGGGCAAGCAGCGGAGUACCAGGAGCUCCUGCAUACAGGCUCAAGCUUCCACGGAUGUGCGUUUGCCCGGCACAAAAACAGCUGAGUUGACACAGUACAAAACAAAAUGUGAGACCCAAAGUGGAAUCAUCCUGCAGCUGAAGAAAAUUCUAACAAGCAGUAACCAGAAGUUUGAAGCAUUGACUGUUGUGAUCCAGCACUUGCAGUCUGAGGUAAAAACUCUCAACUAA